AAAGAGAUGUUGGGGUUCCUAAGGCAGAGGUGGUGACCUCUCAUGGGCUUCCCGAGGAGGCUGCCAUUGAGGCUACUGCUGCUUUUCGGCUGGAUGACCCUUGCCCAGCCAGCCUCUCUCUCAGCAUUGGCCCAGUACCCUCACUUGUGCCAGACCACUCGAGAUGCCGAUGGCCGCCACUACCCUGGUUUCUUCUGUCCUCGGCUCACGGAUGCUCCGGAGGAAGCCUACUGCUGCCACCUGCAGGCUGCAGGGGGCUCCUGCUGCACCCGGGACGAAUUCGAGGGCCUACACCAGGUCAACCUGUCCGCCCUCCCGCCUCCGCCCAUCCUCAGGGGCCCGGGCCCGCUCCUAGCGCUGAGCCUCUAUGGCCUGCUGCUUGCGGUCCUGGUGACUGCAGACCUCGUGCACUUCUGCCGCAGUCGGAGACGGGGCGGAGGCUGGGGCCGCCGCGGACCUUCCUUUAGGUCCUCGGCCGCACGCCCUCUGCAGGUCUCCGUGGGAAUAGACUAGGCGCGCCCAGGCCUUUUCUGCGCCUGCGACCAGGCCGAACGCCCCGCCCCGCCCCUCCACGGGGCGCGCACGCCUUAGCCCCGCCCGCUCCCGGCCAGCGCCUCUGACGCACGGCUGGGGAGGGGCAGCAUUCCCCAGCCCGGACCCACCCCACCCCAGAGACUCUGCCUGCUCUGACCUGGACCUCCUUUCCGCGAUGACUGUGAGUGAUCCAGGGACCCCCGAACCCCGGCCCGCCACUCCUGGGGCCAGCUCAGUGGAGCAGCUGCGGAAGGAUGGGAACGAGCUAUUCAAAUGUGGGGACUACGAGGGCGCCCUGACGGCCUACACCCAGGCCCUGGAUCUGGGAGUGACGCCCCAGGACCAGGCUAUUCUGCACCGGAACCGGUCCGCCUGCUACCUGAAGCUGGAAGAUUACGACAAAGCAGAGAUCGAGGCAUCCAAAGCCAUUGAAAAGGACGGUGGGGAUGUCAAAGCACUUUACCGGCGGAGCCAAGCCCUGGAGAAGCUGGGCCGCCUCGACCAGGCUGUCCUUGACCUGCAGAGAUGUGUGAGCCUGGAGCCCAAGAACAAAGUUUUCCAGGAGGCCCUGCGUAGCAUCGGGGGGCAGAUUCAGGAGAAGGUGCGAUACAUGUCCUCCACAGACGCCAAAGUGGAACAGAUGUUUCAGAUCCUAUUAGACCCACAAGAGAAAGGCACUGAGAAGAAGCAGAAGGCUUCUCAGAACCUGGUGGUGCUGGCCCGGGAGGAUGCUGGAGCUGAGAAGAUCUUUCGGAACAAUGGGGUCCAGCUCUUGCAACGCCUGCUUGACACGGGAGAGGCCGACCUGAUGCUGGCUGCUCUGCGCACGCUAGUUGGCAUUUGCUCUGAGCACCAGUCACGGACAGUGGCGACCCUGAGUGUGCUGGGAACUCGGCGGGUCGUCUUCAUCCUAGGUGUGGAAAACCAGGCUGUGUCCCUGGCUGCCUGCCACCUGCUGCAGGUGAUGUUUGAUGCCCUCAAGGAAGGUGUCAGGAAAGGCUUCCGAGGCAAAGAAGGCGCCAUCAUCGUGGAUCCUGCCCGGGAACUGAAGGUCCUCAUCAGUAACCUCUUGGAGCUACUGACCGAGGUGGGGGUCUCAGGCCAAGGUCGAGACAACGCCUUGGCCCUUCUGAUUAAAACAGUGCCCCGGAAGUCUCUUAAGGACCCCAACAACAGCCUCACCCUCUGGGUCAUUGACCAAGGUCUGAGAAAGAUUCUGGAGGUGGGGGGCUCUGUACAGGAGCCUCCUGGGGCGCUCACGGUGACAGCGAACAGCCGCAUGAGUGCCUCCAUCCUCCUCAGCAAGCUCUUCGAUGACCUGAAGUGUGAUGCCGAGAGGGAGAAUUUCCACCGACUCUGUGAAAACUACAUCAAGAGCUGGUUUGAAGAUCAAGGGCUGGCUGGGAAGCUACGGGCCAUCCAGACGGUGUCCUGCCUCCUGCAGGGCCCUUGCGAUGCCGGCAACCGGGCCCUGGAGCUGAGUGGUGUCAUGGAGACCGUGAUCGCUCUGUGUGCCUCUGAGCGGGAGGAAGAGCAGCUGGUGGCUGUAGAGGCCCUGAUCCACGCGGCUGGCAAGGCCAAGCGGGCCUCAUUCAUCACUGCCAACGGCGUCUCGCUGCUGAAGGACCUUUACAAACGUAGUGAGAAGGACAGCAUCCGCAUCCGGGCACUGGUGGGACUCUGUAAACUUGGCUCGGCUGGAGGGACUGACUUUAGCAUGAAGCAGUUUGCUGAAGGCUCCACUCUCAAACUGGCCAAGCAGUGUCGCAAGUGGCUGUGCAAUGACCAGAUUGACGCAGGCACUCGGCGCUGGGCAGUGGAGGGUCUAGCCUACCUCACCUUUGAUGCCGACGUGAAAGAAGAGUUUGUAGAGGACGAGGCUGCCCUCAAAGCUCUAUUCCAGCUCAGCCGGUCUGAGGAAAGGUCGGUGCUCUUCGCGGUGGCCUCAGGGCUGGUGAACUGCACCAACAGCUACGACUAUGAGGAGCCUGACCCCAAGAUGGUGGAGCUGGCCAAGUAUGCCAAGCAGCAUGUGCCCGAGCAGCACCCCAAGGACAAACUGAGUUUUGUGCGGGCUCGGGUGAAGAAGCUGCUGGCACAGUCAACAGCAGGGCUGUUGGCAAGUCUGGGGAGAGGGGAGGAGAAAGGUGAGGGCGGCACAGUCAGGGCGUUGGGGCCUGACAGCUUGGGCCUUAUCUUCCUGGGCACCUGUUGGACACUGAAGGGCUUGUCCCUACAGGCUCUUCUCCCGCUGGCCCUGGAAGGCACUGAUGUGGGGCAGACAAAGGCAGCCCAGGCCCUCGCCAAGCUCACCAUCACCUCCAACCCAGAGAUGACCUUUCCUGGAGAGCGGAUCUAUGAGGUGGUCCGGCCCCUUGUCUCCCUGUUGCACCUCAACUGCUCAGGCCUGCAGAACUUCGAGGCGCUCAUGGCUCUGACGAACCUGGCAGGGAUCAGCGAGAGGCUCCGGCAGAAGAUUGUGAAGGAGAAGGCUGUGCCCAUGAUCGAGGGCUACAUGUUUGAGGAGCAUGAGAUGAUCCGCCGGGCAGCCACGGAGUGCAUGUGUAACUUGGCCAUGAGCAAGGAGGUACAGGACCUCUUUGAAGCUGAAGGCAACGACCGCCUGAAGCUGCUGGUGCUGUACAGCGGGGAGGAUGACGACUUGCUGCGACGGGCGGCCGCUGGGGGCCUGGCCAUGCUCACCUCCGUGCGGCCCUCACUGUGUGGCCGUAUCCCCCAAGUGACCACACACUGGCUGGAGAUCCUACAGGCUCUGCUUCUGAGCUCCAACCAGGAGCUACAGCACCGGGGUGCUGUGGUGGUGUUGAACAUGGUGGAGGCCUCACGAGAGAUCGCCAGCACGCUGAUGGAGAGCGAAGUGCUGGAGAUCCUGUCUGUGCUGGCGAGGGGCAAGGAAGGCCCUGUCACUAGGGCGGCCGUGGCUUGCUUAGGAAAAGCAGUGGAAUAUGGGCUCAUCAAACCCAACCAGGAUGGACAGUGAGGGCCUGUCUCAUGCACACACUACCUCUUGCAACACAGGGAACAAGGACGUGCAGCUCUGGCUGGUAGGGGCUGGGAUGCGGAGCACUCUGGCCUCUUCAUCCAGCUGCCCUUUGAUGUCCUCUGUCUUGAAUCGGGCCACGUUUAUCACAGCCAGCACUGCCUCCAGCCACAUGCAGAAGGGCUUUUCCUGUACUACUGUAGACAGCUGGGAAUGGGGAAGGUGCACCCUAACUCAGCCUGUGGGUCUGGCUUCGGAAGGGCUCACCAGGCAGCCUCACACACACACAGCUGUGAGCAUCACGCAAGCCUGCUAGCAGGUCUGCCCCUGACUCCCUAAUAAAAGUGUGUGGAACUCA
Messenger RNA from Pteropus alecto (black flying fox), 3893 nucleotides. RefSeq names its product unc-45 myosin chaperone A (gene UNC45A). The transcript is spliced from 21 exons. NCBI's taxonomy places the organism in Eukaryota, Metazoa, Chordata, Mammalia, Chiroptera, Pteropodidae. The coding region runs from base 710 to 3535 and encodes 941 amino acids. Gene Ontology annotation, molecular function: Hsp90 protein binding. The record is from RefSeq and is a predicted model, not a curated record.